Williopsis jadinii is the source of this 1821-nucleotide messenger RNA. It is a transcript of the gene MSC1, whose product is annotated as double-strand break repair enhancer MSC1. The record is from RefSeq and is a predicted model, not a curated record. NCBI's taxonomy places the organism in Eukaryota, Fungi, Ascomycota, Saccharomycetes, Phaffomycetales, Wickerhamomycetaceae. The transcript has a single exon. The coding region runs from base 107 to 1696 and encodes 529 amino acids.
GUGGAAUAGGAAUUAGAACUCUAUAAAUUGAACAAAGCUCCUCUCUUUGCUCCAUCUCUUUCCCUCCUCUGCAUCCCGUUCAUUCGGACAUUAGUACUGUAAAGUAAUGAAAGCUUCAAACUUGCUAAAAGCACUGGUACUUAUUACAGGUGCAUCAGCUGCACUUUCCACCAACGUUAUUGAUUCGUGGGAUGUUGAGGACCUCAGAGAUUAUCUCAGAGACACCUCGGUCUCAUACGAUGAAAAGAAAGCCACACUACAGGAGUUGAGAGAUUUGAGUAAGAAACAAUGGCAACUGCGUGCCAACCAAAGAGCACCAACAUAUCCUUCAGAGCCUUCUUGGUUUAGUUUCGAGUCUAUCAAGCAAAAGGUGUUGGGUGCUUCAACAGAGGCCACAAAGACCGUCAACGAUUGGUAUUCUCAAGCCGAUUUUGAUAACUUGAAAGGUUGGGUGUUUGCUACAUGGUCCACUACUGAGCUGGAAAAGUUGCUUCAAGCUGCGGGCAUUAAGUACGAUAAGACCAAGAGCGUUACACGUUCCCAAUUGGAGAAGCUGGCACAGGACAACUAUGAUGCCAUUGCAAAGCACUUCAAGUCCUCUGGUAAAUAUCCAGGAGAUUGGCUCUACUCUUCAUGGGACAAGUCUGACUUGGAAAAAUGGUUGAAGCAGUACGGCGUUGAAUACUCUUCUACGAAGGCUUCCAAAGACGAGUUGGUUCGCAAAGUUCGUGACAAUGCUUACAGGGCAUCACAAUAUGCCAUUGAUGAGCGUGACAGUGUUUUGGAUUCCUUGGACUUAACCUCAAAGUCACUAUUUGACAAAGCUGGCGAGUUGAAAGAUGAUGUUUUCAACUCCUGGACAGAGUCCCAGUUGUACUCCUGGUUAAAGACUCAUGGCGUUGAAUUGCAAGAGUCUGCAAAAAACAACCAGAAAGAGCUGUUAGCCUUGGCUUCAAAGCACUCAAGCGACCUGAAAGGUGAUAUCGACUAUUGGGUCUCAAAGGCUUCUAAAACCGCUUCACCAUAUUUGGAAAAGGGAUCUAAGAAGGCUGAUGAAGUCAUCAACGAUACGUUUUUAGUUGGUGUUGAUGAUUGGAGCAAGUCACGUCUGAGGGCUUUUUUGGAAGCUCGUGAUGUCAAGAUCCCAAUGUUUUCUACGAGAUAUGACUUGGUGAACCUCGUGAAGGAGAACAAGUACAAGCCAAUCAAGAAUUUCAACAGCGAUGCCUUCUUCGAAGGUUGGAGCAAAGAGAAUGUUCAGAAAUGGCUCGAGGAACAAGGCUCGAAUGUCCAGCAAGGGUCCCAAGACUUGUACUCAAGGGCCAAUGAAGCUUACAAGUCCUUCGUCUCUGGAGCUGAAGGGCUUGCCCAAACUGCUCAGGAAAAGGUUGCAGACGCUACUGGAUAUGGUACGAAGAAAGCAACGCUCUUUGACAAGUGGAGUGACUCUGAUCUGAAGAAGUAUCUCUCCAGCUUUGGAAUCAAGACAAAGACCACCAAGAGGGAGGAGUUGUUGGCCAAGGCCAAACAAAAUACCGUGUGGUUUAUCAACGGUGAUGGAUUCUCCUCCAGUGCAUCCGAUUCUGCCAAUGGUGUUAGAGCCCAAGUGAAGUACGUUGCAGCUAGUUUCUUCAACAACGCUUUGUACUACUGGAGAGCCCUUAUCAACUACAUCCGCUUACAGUUGAAACAAUAAAUCUUAUAGUUUUCUUCAAAGCACAAAGCAUAAAACAAAGAUGUCCCUAGGGAACGUGUAGCUUAAGAUUAUAAUUAUAAUGUGUAUAAUAUAAUAUAAUCUUCCCAGGGGAAAUACAUUCGGGC